ACAGGAUCACUAUGAGUUUCAAGAAUAAAGUUGUGAUAGUGACGGGAGCCAGCUCGGGUAUUGGGGCCUCGGCAUCGAUAAUGUUCAGCAAAGAGGGCGCUCACGUUGUAAUGGUGGGCCGUAACGAAACCAAACUUGCCGCCGUGGCCGCGCAGUGCUCCUCGCCCCUUGUGGUUCCUGCAGAUGUUGCCAACGAUGACGACGCUCGUCGUAUCAUCGACCAAACCAUUAAUAAGUUUGGUAAGAUCGACGUUUUGGUCAAUAACGCUGGUUUGUCAGUGGAAAAUGGCGGUAUCCUAGGCAACGAUAUGAUGAAAGCUUUCGACACGGUCAUCAACGUCAACCUUCGAGCGGUCGUUCAUUUAACCAUCUUGGCUGCCCCGUAUCUGGUCAAAACGAAAGGAAAUAUAGUAAACAUAUCGAGUAUUUCUGGAAUUAUGCCUCCUUUUGGUCCCGGUAUGACAAAUUACUACGUCUCUAAAGCAGCACUGAACCAUUUCACUGUUAGUGCUGCAACUGAGUUGAGCCCUCUCGGUGUAAGAGUAAAUACAAUAAGUCCUGGACCGGUUAGAACUGAUUUUAUGGAGAAUGCUAAAUCAGCUUUAACGUGGGACGAUUUUCCGCCGAUGACUCUUCUUAAUAGAGUAUCUGAGCCGGAAGAAGUAGCUGAUUUGAUAUUAUAUAUGGCGAGUGACAGAACAAAGUCUGUCACGGGAUCUAAUUACGUGACCGACAACGGUAUGCUAAUUAAACGGGGUUAAUGUAAUAUGUACGUAUGUUAUUCUUUGUGA
Nymphalis io (European peacock) is the source of this 791-nucleotide messenger RNA. RefSeq names its product 3-oxoacyl-[acyl-carrier-protein] reductase FabG-like. The transcript has a single exon. Bases 12 to 761 code for a protein of 249 amino acids. NCBI's taxonomy places the organism in Eukaryota, Metazoa, Arthropoda, Insecta, Lepidoptera, Nymphalidae. The record is from RefSeq and is a predicted model, not a curated record.